GUUCUUAUGUAUUACUUCACAGAGAGAUAUGGUGUAGAACGAUUUCGAACCAUGACAGAACCAUUUGCAGACUUGGAGGAUGGCUUCGGAUACCUCUCCCUGGCAAAAUCCUGCCAAGCGAUGAGAAUCCCGGAUAAAGAUAAGACAGGGAAAUGCCGAACCGUGGCUGAUUUUGAGAAGCUGGACAAACUCGGGGAAGGAACAUAUGGCGUUGUUUAUAAAGCAAGAGAUCGGUCAACCAACGAGAUCGUGGCAAUGAAGAGGAUCAAAAUCAGCAAACCUUCCGAUGGGCUUCCGGUGCACGCGCUGCGCGAAAUUGCGCUAUUGUUGAAAUACAGUCAACACACGAACAUCGUGAAUGUACGGGAGGUCGUCAUCAACAGCAAAUGCUUGCACAUAUUUUUCAUGGUCAUGGAGUAUUGCGACGACGAUCUCUGUAACAUAGUGGGUGAACUAAGGCGUCCCUUGCCCGAGAAACAGGUGAAGUUCGUGCUGCAGCAAUUGUUGAGCGGUUUGGCGUAUUUGCAUCGGCACUUCAUCGUUCAUCGGGACGUGAAGCUUUCGAAUCUGCUUAUGUCAGGCGCGGGCGUCAUCAAGCUUGCUGAUUUUGGUCUCGCAAGGAAGUAUUGCAUGCCUGCUGAAGCAGAACUGACGCCCGGAGUCGUAACACGUUAUUACCGCGCCCCGGAAAUACUCUUCGGUGCGAAGACGCAGACGACGGCGGUGGAUAUGUGGGCAACUGCGUGCGUGUUCGGCGAAUUGCUGCUGAAUGGACCGAUCUUGCCGGGGAAGUCCGACGCCCAUCAAGUGGAGCUCAUCAUCGAGUUGUUGGGCACUCCGAGCGAGGCGAUUUGGCCAGGCAUGUCGAACUUGCCAGCCAUGACGAAUUUCAAGCUUGCAUCCCAGCCGUACAACAACUUGAAGUCCGUUUUGCCGCGACUCAGUGAUUCUGGACUGCGCCUGCUCAACCUGCUGUUCAUGUAUGACCCCGUUAAAAGGGGAACUGCUGAGGAUGCAUUAGCCAGCGGUUACUUCACUGAAAACCCGCCGCCGUGUUCGCCAAUGGAAAUGCGCGACUAUUGCGCGAAGAACUGUGUUGGAAGACCAUUUAGCGCUGCAGCUGCUGUACGAAAUGUAUCAGCGGAUGGCGUUGCAAUGAUCAACACGGUGAAAUCCAAUUUCCGCUAG
This is a messenger RNA of Notodromas monacha, 1188 nucleotides long. NCBI's taxonomy places the organism in Eukaryota, Metazoa, Arthropoda, Ostracoda, Podocopida, Cyprididae. The record is from the annotation of a GenBank genome assembly.